AUGAGUGCUUUCUUUACAUUCGGGGCUUAUGGCACGAAUCCAUUUGCCCCACGGUAUGCCAAAAUGGCCACCCAAUCCUCCAAGUGCGGUUCCAAAAAUUUCGUUUAUACGAAGGUUCAUGAUGAUCCGAUGCCUGGUCCGCGACACCAUCACCGUCAGAGUGAUGUCCCCUGGCGAGACUCCUUUUCUUGGAAUCGCAUGCGCUGGAUUAUUCACGACUUUCGCAUGUUCGGGCUCUUUGGCGCCCUGAAGAAGCACUACUACAUUGGCGAAUCCUGGCGCCGCAAGGACGAGAAGAUCUUCGUGGGGAAGGAUGAAUUCGGCAAUAAGUAUUGGAUGUCCUGGCGCACAAGUGGGUCGAUGGGCACUCGUCUGGUAGAGCCGGCGGAUCCGCAUUGGUUUCGCGGCCAGUCCCCCUUCACCGCGAAUGGGAUUUGGCGGAAGUGGUUGCAAGGGAGCGUGGCACAUACCCCCGCACAGAUCAAAGCCCGUGGGGAGUGGGGCCUGAACUCCCGCGCGGGGAUCCCAAUGCCGUUUAAUAUCAAAAACGAUAGCUGGUCGCCCAUCAACUGGGGUAUUUUCUGGUCUCGCGAUCCGGCGUGGGUCCCGGGAGUUGGGAAUUUGGUUAAUCCGGAACGUAGGGUACUGCAGGAGGCCGGCUUCACGCGCUGGGUUCAUAACCAAGGCCAGCCCAUCUACAUGCCGUUUUGUGGUGUGCAUGACGUGUCCGACGAGCUGGUAGAGGAGUAUUACCGCGGCCAUUGGGCGUUUGGUCGAUCGAGCAAAGGAAAUGAUCACGAUGACUGGCAAAACUAA
Messenger RNA from Phytomonas sp. Hart1, 816 nucleotides. The record is from the annotation of a GenBank genome assembly. NCBI's taxonomy places the organism in Eukaryota, Euglenozoa, Kinetoplastea, Trypanosomatida, Trypanosomatidae.